Messenger RNA from Coregonus clupeaformis (lake whitefish), 3279 nucleotides. RefSeq lists its product as uncharacterized. Bases 714 to 3062 code for a protein of 782 amino acids. The transcript is spliced from 5 exons. The record is from RefSeq and is a predicted model, not a curated record. NCBI's taxonomy places the organism in Eukaryota, Metazoa, Chordata, Actinopteri, Salmoniformes, Salmonidae.
GUGAUUGCUUGUUCAAACCCCCGUUUUUGUCUCUUUUUGAAAAUAAUUUUAACUGGAAAUAUGUACAAUACAUAUGCUAUGUUCGUCAAAUCAGGAUCAGGAGGUUCACAGGUUUUUUCGUGUCCUUUUUUUUCUUUAAAAGGAUGAAACUAGCAUGUACAUAUGAAAUAGUGACUGAAUUCGAAACUCCCAUGAAUUCUUUCAGUAUCUGAAGAUUGCUGUACAUUUUAUGAGUAAUAAAAUAAAGAAAUGAGUUAUGUUAUUUAAUAAUGAACUAUGGGUUAUCUGUUUUAUGUGACAACCGCAGUAUCAAUUUCUAGGUGACAGUGGUGCUAAUCCCAAAAGAAAGGCUACAUACAAAAAGGAACAAGAAGUCUAUUGGCAAAGUGAUGAAUAUUGCAUGUACCUUGGCCUAACGGUGUGGGUUAUGUAUUUUAUUUUUCAUGGCGUCCUCAACAUUACAGUUUUAAGGGCAACAAUAGCCUAAAUUUGUUUACAACUCGCAGGAUUUCCAUACGUGAGCUUUCAACAACACAGAGUGUUGCAUCAGCACGAGAUCGAAAGUGCGUCAAAUCUGUACAGCAUUGUUACGUCAUCACUGAUAAACGUUGAAACUGAUCAAAAACCGCUGGAGCGGUGCUGGAGGAUUGCGUUUGUUUUCGCUUUGGAUGCGCGUUCAUUUUGGCAAGGAAAUGUGCUGAUUUUGCAAGGAGAUGGAGAAUAAAGAGUUCAAGCAGGCUGCAGUGGUGACCUUCACUACCGUGACCCACAAGGAUGAAACUUCCCAGACCAGCCUCACCCUCAGCAGGGGAAAGAGAAGCUACCCAGACCUACACACCUUUGUGCAGGGCAUGAAGGACGACCAUUGGAAUCUGCUGAGUGAGAAUAUGCGUGCCGGGAUGAGCAGACAUGAGUUUAGUGCCAAGUGCAUGGAUAUUGUAGCAUGGGUGAUGGAGUCUACAUCCACUGUGGUUGUUCCCGCCCUUGACCUCACCAUGCAGAUAGAGCUCUCUGAUUCGCCAAGCUCUUCUGGAUCAGGAAGUAAUGAGGCAGGAGAGGUGACCUCUCUUGGCCGCAGCGUCAGAUUCAGCUGUAGUGGAGGACCCAGCAGGUGCACCAGCGCCAGAACCGCCUGCAGCACACGCACUCCCACGCCUUUCCCCUCCUCUCACAGGUCCAUGACCUCUUUGCUAAGUGAGAAUGAAGAGCGAUAUGUCUCCUCACCUGAGGGUGGCGAUAGAGAGAUGAGACACAGACAACACUCAGCACCACUGAGAUCUGUGUUUGGCAUCUCUGAGGACUCUGUCUUCGACAUGGUCCAGAGCGGCCAGUCGCAGGGUGACAUCGUACCGCUGCCCAAACGGAGUAGACAGGAGAAAUACAGACCUAGCAAAAUGUCAACGGAUGGCAAGUUUAUGAUGGGUAUUGUCGAGUUGGUUAUAAACCUUCUCAACUCCAGAUUGGCUGAGCUAAUGCGAAGUGUCAGUCAGGGAACUCUAGUUCUGCUGACUGGAAGUAUCUCAGCAAGUCAACAGUUUGCCCAAGAGAUGCUAAGCAUGGCGACUUCUAAGAUGUAUUCCCAUGCCAUAGAGCAUAUUGCGCUCGGCCACAAGUCUCCCCUUGAGUUAGAGAGGGAGCUUGAGGCCAUCUUGGGUCCUCUGGCUGGACAGGUCAUAGUCAUCAUCAUAGAUAGCAUCAUCAAGGCUAAAGCCAACGGAGGAAAUGAGGGGAGAGCGUCCAGCCCCUUGACCUAUUUUCUAACUGCCAUUUCGGCAGAAAUACAAAGCCUAGUGGUUCACAGAUCGGCUAGCAGACCAUCCACCAGACUGUCCAACAACGACCCACUGCUGAACAUUUCCAAGUCAAAGGUCUUAAGAUCAGUUCUGCUCAAAAUGGCAGAGCUCUUUGGCCAAGGUCCAAGUGAAACCUGUCUAGUUCCACUAGUCCAGAGUCAGUCCAACAACUCAAUUUGCGACUGGACUGUGAAUGCAGGCACCAUUCAUCCAAGUACAUUUCUGUCCGACAACAGAGUGACAGAAGUGUCAUCCGAUGUUGUGGAUCUUGUACUUGAGGUUUUUUGGAUAACAGGAUUUUUGGAUAACAGGAACCCGUCAAGGCCACAGAGUGCCUGCUCCCACAACUCAGCUAGUGGAGCAAUAGAUAUGAGAGCUCUUGCUGGGGACUUGGUCAGACAGGUGUCUGUCAAACUCAGCCCAUUUGUCUCUGAGAGUCAACUCUCCACCAUGUCCAUGACAGAUCUGUCAUCAUCUUUUUCUGACUCCACCUUGAAGCAGUUGUGUUCUCGCUCUGUUGUUGCUCUGGCAACUGCCUGUCAAGCAAUCAAAACAGAGCUCGAGAACCAGAGACCUACCAACCUGGCAGCCAGAGACCUACUAUCGUCUCUGGUAGAGACCAUUGAGGACAUGGAUAUCUCUGACAUCCUCCAGGGCCCGUCGGCCAUUUUGGAGGAGGCUGCUGUGAUAAAGCACCCAGAGAUGUCCACCUCGACAAUAUACAGAUCUCUGCUUCUCGACUCAUCUCUCGCCUCCUCUAAGAUGGUCACUGAGAGCAUUAUCUUCAACAACCCAUGCCCAUCAGAGGAGAAUGUGAGUAUUCAGAAGGAGCUCCCUGCUGAUAAAGUUGACAUCCUCCAUGGUCAACCAGUGGAGGAGUAUAUUGUCAAAGCUGAGCAAUGCAUCACUCAGGUCAUUCAGGAUGCAGCUGUGACAUAUACUGCUGCGCUGGAUAAAACCGACACUUGUGGAAAACUGUCGGAAAUCCUAUCUGUCCAUGUUUCCUCAGAGAAUAUUGAGGAGGCAUCCUCUGAUCUCUUUGGUGGAAUUAUUUCCGAACUGCAUGAGGUAUCUGAGGUCAAUAAGGCCUCCAUGCGUACGAAAUCAGGUCGCAAAAUGUUCUGGGUGGAAGUGAGUUCAGGUUCCCAGAAGAUUUAUACCAAAACCCUGGACAAACUAAGGAAGCUGUUCACCUCCCACCAUCUCACUGAGGGAAAAAAAUACUCCUGUGCAAAUCGAGCUUUCUGCAACUGGACUACUUGUAACUGAGGCCACUGUGCAGGAAUCUCCUGUAACUGAGGCCACUUUGGCAGUGUCUCCUGUACAGAAGACAGACAGUAAGACCCCUUCUAAGUCCCCAGCCUCAGCCUACCAGCUCACCCUCGACACCUGCACUAAAGGGGUAAUCAAACAGGUGAUCUCGGUGCUGAGGGUGGACACUUCAAAGGAAGACUGCUCCGCUUCCGUUGGGGAGAGCACGUCAAAU